Messenger RNA from Porites evermanni, 2375 nucleotides. Lineage: Eukaryota; Metazoa; Cnidaria; Anthozoa; Scleractinia; Poritidae. The record is from the annotation of a GenBank genome assembly.
AUGGCUUCUGUCGCUCCUAAAAUAGCACGCAAGUUGUCGUUUGCUCAGAAGGUUAAAGCCGCUUUUCACAACUGGUAUAUUUAUGCUUGUGGUUACAGACAACUUGGUAAGUCAAUCUGACUCUCAAGAACAUUAUUCUGUGAUCGCUAGAAUCAAAUGUUUGACAUUUUACCGGCUCUGGCUCGUUGCAUAAUAUAGGGGGGAUUUGGGGAGUUUACUCUAGUAUAGGGUAGCAAAAUUCAGCUGAACUAGCUCUAGUAUAGGUUAAGGGUUCCAGGGUCCCAGCGGCACAUCCCCACCCAGAAAUUCCUAAAGUACACCGCCCCCCCCCCCGGGGGGGGGGGUCUGACUAAGUUCAUCUAGUAUCUGGGCCCUUGUAUGAAGAAAAAGACAACAAAACAAUCAGAACUUUGGUUUUUUACUUCUUCGGGUUUAUGUUCUAGGGCUUCGUAAGGAUGAUUUGUUAAUGGAUGACCAUCCAGAUGUGGUUGAGGCCAUUAAACGUCUUCCCCCUGAGGAGCGGGAUUUCAGAAACUUCCGCUUAAAGAGAGCUAUGGAUUUGACAAUGAAACAUAUCAUUCUGCCAGAGGACCAGUGGACAAAGCCUAAUGAGGUAUAAAUGUCUUGCAUGUAUAAUUUAUUUUAUUUGUUUUAUUUUUUUGUUUUUUUAGUCACUCAUAUUACUUAAAAUAGAAUGUCUCAAGAGGUGUUUUAAAUAUAAGUUUUUGUGACAAGGAAACCAAAAGAAGCCGGGAGCUUAUAUUAGUAGGCUUCUUUAAGCUAUAUUACAAAAGCUUACUUGAUUGUAGAGAGUGCAGAAAACAUAAAACUUAAGCGACAGAACGACUAUCAAUGAGAUAAUUUUUCAAAUUUUUUAGGAAAACAAAAACAAAUAUGGAAGAAGUGUUGUGCUUAUUGACUUCAAAAAAGAUAUUAUUUUUAUAUUCAAAUAAUAAUAUAUUUUCUUAAAAUGGAAAAAGUGAAAUACGGUUGACUCGUGAUAACUCAAACCAGAAUGAUUAAUGUUAUAUUUGAGCUGGACUGAAAAAAAUUACUGUGAGACAAAGAAUACACAAUUUUUUCCCAACUUAUCACGUGUUUAAAACAUGGUUCUAGUUAUCCAGGGGAAAAUUAUAUAGAACUGAUUUGAAGGGAAACAAAAAUUACUUCGAGUUAGUGGGGGGUUCGAGUUAUCAAGGGUUAUUGAGUUACUGGGUGAAAAAUACAGUAAAUGUAUGAAGGAAAUCAAGGGGAAAUUUAUUUUGGGGGUUUGAGUUAGUGAGAGUUUGAGUUAUCGGGAGCCGACUGUUAAUUAACAACUACUGGGUAAUAAAUUGGAAAAUUAUGACAAUAGCGUUGGUGGAAACACAUUUUUAAACAUGAUGUGAGAAUAUCUUGUUACUUGUAGCAACAAUUUACUCCUGGCCCUCUUCGUUCAAACAUCCAAUAGUGCUAUCCAAUGGAUGAUCACUGUCCAGCAAAUAAGUAUUAGGGAAACCGAUUGCAUAAUCCAGUGGAUAGUGAUUUAUUCAGUGGAUAGCGUUAUCCACCUUUUGAAUAACUGGGGCCAGUUGCCCGUUUCUCGAUAGUCCCGAUUAUUAAGGGGCCCGGUAAGCUGUCCCCAUUUACAUUUAAGAUCAAGGUUUUAGUUUUGCAUCUAACAUGGUGAAACUAUCAGUUAGUGAAACAAAAUGGAGUAGUUUGUUAGCCAGGACCUGAGCUCAUAUUCUUUAUAUUUCGAUUUGAAUAUUAUUUUGAUUUCGGGCCCGAAAAGUUACCGGGACUUUCGAGAAACAGGCCCCUGAACUACAAAAUUAAUGUAUAUGGCCACCCUCACUCCACAAUGGCCAAUCUCUGCAGAACAACAAGAGUCGCUUAAGGUUGUCCCAGCUGCCAAAAAUAAUCUCUCCACAAUAGCCAUUUAAAGGUGAACGAUGUGCAAACUGAUGUACUUGUUUCUCUUUUAUUUAUUAUACUUUUAUUUUGAUUGUUUUAUGUGUUAAUGUGUUGGACACCUGAAAGAAGCAUCUUUUAAAUAAAAAAAUGUUGUAUGGUUACGCCCCCCUUCCCAUAACAGCCACUUAACAUUUUUUCCCAAGGUAUCUGUUACUUAAAGCGAGAUUUGAAGUUUAUGUACUUAUGUUUUUACUGCUUCUUUCUGGAAUGGAUGAAUCUCUCAUUUAGUCACCUAUGCUAUUUAUUCUCUUCUAGGACAUAUCUUACCUACGUCCUUAUAUUGAACUUACCAGGAAAGAGAGAGUAGAACGUGAACAGUGGGAUCACCAAUGAUAAAUUAGUUAUGCCAUUUUCUUUUACCAUUUUUUUUGUCACAAAAUUAAGUUGUGAAAUUUUCUAUGCCUGGAACAGAACUUUGG